AUGAGUAUUCUUAUCAUUGAGGCAUUCUAUGGAGGGUCCCAUAAACAGCUUGUGGAUCUGCUGCAAGAAGAGUUAGAAGACUGUGUCCUGUAUACCCUUCCUGCUAAGAAAUGGCACUGGAGAGCACGGACUUCAGCUCUAUAUUUCUCUCAGAAUGUUCCCAUCAGUGAUCAUUACAGGAUCCUCUUCGCAAGCUCAGUGCUUAACCUGACCGAACUGGCUGCCCUUCGGCCUGACCUUGGGAAAUUGAAAAAGAUUCUGUACUUCCAUGAGAACCAAUUGGUAUAUCCUGUCAAGAAAUGUCAGGAGAGGGAUUUCCAAUAUGGAUAUAACCAAAUUCUUUCGUGCCUGGUGGCAGAUGUGGUGGUAUUCAACUCGGUUUUUAAUAUGGAGUCAUUUCUCACUUCCAUUGGAAAAUUUAUGAAGCUGGUUCCUGAUCACAGACCCAAAGAUCUGGAAAGCAUCAUCAGACCCAAAUGCCAAGUUAUUUACUUUCCAAUCAGAUUUCCUGAUGUUAGCAGAUUCAUGCCCAAGCACAAAACAGCCCAUUUAAAGAAGAUGCUUAAAGGAACCGGCAGCGCUGUGCCUUCCAUGGCUCUUUCUUCACAACAGGAGCAGAGAGGUUUUGAGAAUGUGUUGAAGCAUUUUACAUCAGGAUCUGGACUCUGUGAUGCACUUUCUGGCCUUACAACUGCACAACAAGAAAGCCUGGAUACCUCAUUAAUUCAAGUGUCAGACCUGAACAAGUCCAACUCAUCAGAUAAUACAAACUCUUAUCCAACUCUUAAUCCCUGCAACAUUUUGGGUGGAGUUGAUGAUCAGGAAAGACCAUUGCACAUUGUCUGGCCUCACAGGUGGGAACAUGAUAAAGAUCCCGAGAGUUUUUUUAAGGUAUUAAUGCAUCUAAAGGACCUAGGACUCAGUUUCCACGUCUCUGUCCUUGGAGAAACCUUCACAGAUGUCCCAGAUAUCUUUUCAGAGGCCAAAAAGGCAUUGGGAUCGUCUGCCUUACACUGGGGCUACUUACCCAGCAGAGAUGACUAUUUCCAAGUACUGUGCAUGGCUGAUGUUGUCAUCUCAACAGCUAAGCAUGAAUUCUUUGGAGUGGCAAUGUUGGAAGCUGUGUAUUGUGGUUGUUACCCACUUUGUCCCAAGGAUUUGGUUUAUCCCGAAAUAUUUCCAGCUGAAUAUCUGUAUUCUACACCUGAACAGCUUUCAAAAAGGCUUCAGAAUUUCUGCAAGAGACCAGAUAUUAUAAGAAAACAUCUCUACAAGGGUGAAAUGGCUCCUUUUUCUUGGGCAGCCCUACAUGGUAAAUUCAGGUCUCUGCUUACAACAGAACCUAGGGAAGAUUUGUGA
This is a messenger RNA of Orycteropus afer afer, 1359 nucleotides long. It is a transcript of the gene QTMAN, whose product is annotated as glycosyltransferase like domain containing 1. Gene Ontology annotation, molecular function: glycosyltransferase activity. NCBI's taxonomy places the organism in Eukaryota, Metazoa, Chordata, Mammalia, Tubulidentata, Orycteropodidae. The record is from RefSeq and is a predicted model, not a curated record.